AUGUCAACGGAUUCGGGGUACGGGCAGCCCGGCGGGCCUCCAAGCUAUGGAGCGUAUGGGGCACAGCCUGCAGGUGGCCAGGCGUAUGGGCAAGGAAAUGGCACUGGCACUUAUGGAGCGCAGGCAUACAGUGGCUAUGGUCAGCCCGCUGCAACUCAAGAAAAUUACAGUCAAUCUAGUGUAAGUCAGAGUGCCUAUGGUCAACCGCCGACCGCCUAUGAAGGUUAUGGACAGGGCACAUCUACGUAUGGAGACAAGUCUUCUUCCUAUGGCCAAGCUGCAGCUUCAUAUGGUCAGCCUCCACCGACUGCUACUUAUGGCCAGCCGAGCUCCUAUGGAAGUCAGAGUCAAGGAGGAGACCCUUACGCAAGCCAAGGUGGUGGAAGCAGCAGCGGAAGCCGAUGGAGUGACGCCGGUGAUGACAGUGGUGGGAGAUUUGGCGAUCGCUCAGAUGCAGGCGGUUUCCGAGGCAGAGGUCGUGGUGGCUAUGACCGCGGAGCUGGCUAUGAUCGCAGUGGGGGCUAUGACCGCGGCGGUGGUGGAGGAUUCGACAGGGGUGGAAGAGGUGGACCUCCUGGUAUGGGAGGUGGUGACCGUGGUGGCUACAAAAAUUUCGGUGGAUCACGAGACUAUGGCUCCAGGGAUGAACCAGCCGGUGAACAGGAUAACUCUGACAACAACACCAUCUUUGUGCAAGGCCUUACAGACGAUGUAACGAUUGAACAAAUUGCUGACUAUUUCAAACAAAUCGGGAUCAUCAAGGUGAACAAAAGAACUGGAACGCUUAUGAUAAACAUUUACAGCGAUAAGCUCACCGGUCAGAAAAAGGGAGAAGCGACGGUAUCGUUCGAUGAUCCUCCUUCUGCCAAAGCUGCUAUCGACUGGUUUGACGGGAAAGAGUUCAACGGUAAGCAACUUAAAGUAUCGUUCGCGACCCGGAGGGCGGAGUUUACCCAGCGUGGUGGCGCCGCCGGUGGCAGAGGUGGACGUGGAGGCUUCCGAGGGCGCGGCGGUGGUGGUGGUGGCGGCGGCGGCGGCGGCGGUGGUGGACCAAAUUUUGAUAUCAAAGGAGGAGACUGGCCGUGUCCCAACAGUUCCUGCGGAAACAUGAACUUUGCCCGCCGACACGAAUGCAAUAAGUGUGGUGCCCCUAAGCCAGAUGGCGGCGGCGGCGGUGGCGGCGGAGGACGCUUCGGCGGGGACCGGGGCGGCGGCUUCCGGGGACGUGGAGGUGGCUACCGUGGCGACCGCGGCGGCUAUGAAAGGGGAGGCGACCGCGGCGGAGGUGGUGGAUUUGGAGGCGGUUAUAAAAUGGGUGGAAGAGGUGACCGCAGAGACGACAGACGAGAGCGGCCAUACUGA
Molecule: messenger RNA, 1362 nt
Organism: Knipowitschia caucasica
Lineage: Eukaryota; Metazoa; Chordata; Actinopteri; Gobiiformes; Gobiidae
Source: the annotation of a GenBank genome assembly